Molecule: messenger RNA, 2540 nt
Organism: Lacerta agilis (Sand lizard)
Lineage: Eukaryota; Metazoa; Chordata; Lepidosauria; Squamata; Lacertidae
Gene: TRAF3IP3
Product: TRAF3 interacting protein 3
Exons: 16
Coding region: 784-2343 (519 amino acids)
Source: RefSeq, a predicted model, not a curated record
ACUCAGAAUGAUGGAGGACUUCCUGGUUGAAAGCUUACAAAAGAAACCUCUAUUCUACUGCCACCUUAAAAGCUUGACUGUCACAAUGCUUGAGAAUGGAUGAACGUUAAUUUCUUCUCAAGUCAAGGAGUUCUUAAUCCAAAAGGUAUCAUGGCUGAUGCCGUUAUAUCAUGGUUGACUCAGUCCCGGGGUGCAAACCACAGUCCCUUGGAAUGAAGUACAGGCUCAAGGCGCCAAAACUGAUAACAGAAAUUCAGCAAAGAACUGUUGCUGCAGUCUCAACGACAGUGAAAGAAAUACAUUGACUGCCCAACCACAAUGAGGUCAAACUAUUAUACCAUGAACCUGCUUGCAGAGUUCUGGGCUUCCUGUCUCCUCCCUUGUCAUAUCAGAGUAAGACAGAAUGAGAGACAGAGAAAGAGAGGAACUAGGGUAAAGUGUUGUGGCUUAUAUUUCCUGUUUUGUUUUGUUUUUUGGUUUUUUUCAACAGAGCAGCAAAGUGAAGCCGUCCGAAUGAAAAUGACAGUUGCAGCAUGUUAGUACUUGAUAGCUAAACGGGCAUCUUCUCGUUUGUGCCUCAGCAAGUGAAGAGCCAGGCUUCUCGGAUCUUGUCGAGUUCACUCAGGCCCACCAUGGAAAAGCAAAGUAGGUGAAGCCUCCGCAGUUCACGGAAACCUUCCUCCACAUUGGUCAAACCCAGAAAUCAAGACUCCAAGAAAGAGGAAGGUGACUCUCAAGUGUAUUUGGAAAGUGUUCUGCACUUCCGCGUCUUGUGCCAUCAGUAUGAUAAAAGAGAUUUUCAAAUCCCAUGGCGGGCGUGGCCCCAGGCAUGAAAGUUAUGAAGAAAAAUAUGAACGCCGGCAAGAAAAGCGAGAAAACCUGUGCAGGAGGAGGAACAGGACCACAUGCCGUCUCAUGGAUAAACGCCAGAGCAAAGAGGUCAAGGAGCUACUUCAAAGAUGCCGAGAAAAAGUGAUCCUCAGAAGAAGAAAUUUAAUAAUGGAAGGGCCAGGAAGGAAGGAAGUGCAUUUGACUCCUAACACAGACAUUUCCCUGGUUCCUGAGAAGAGACCUGGAGAUUUGUGGGAGAGAUCAGCAUAUCUGAGAUCAUUGCCUGCUAACCAGGAGUCUUGGGAUAACUGUACCUCUCAGCUUCAUACCAAAUCUGUGCAGCAUAGCUUCACUGACACUUUUGCACAUGGCAACUUGAACUCCUCUCCUGAAAACAUGUUCACUGUGAAAGUUUACACAACCUGUAAAGGUACCCAAACCACAGAUGAGUCGAGUACAGUAAAGAAAAGCUCAGGCCAACAGACAGAUUGUGGAACAGCAGUUUUAGAUAAGGAGAUUAUUCAACUUUCUAACUACCUCAAGGAGGCACUUCAUCGGGAGCUACUGCUGAAGCAGAAGAUGGCCAUCUUACAGGAACUUCUUGCCACGUUGCUGCAAGCGGCAGAAAAGUCUUGGAAGAGUCAGCUAAAUGAAGACAAACUCAAGUGCAGGCUGGGUGCCCUGGAGAAUCAAUUGCAGACUUGCACCCAGAGUCACUCAAAGCGGAGCUUAAAGAGGAUUCUGCUGGAGAUGGAAGAUCAAAAGCAGAACUAUGAGCUGAAAGCGAAAGAGUCUCUUCAGAAACUCCUUGAGGAGAAACUGCAGGUGGAAGGGCAACUCCAGAAUGCCCAGAGAGCCCUAGCUGUUGCAGAAAAAGAUUGUGCCCUCUGGAAAGAACACUACAACACAUUAAACGAAGACUGGAGCCAGCUGGCUGACAAGCACAUUGAACUGGAAAACAAUCUUCAUGUCCUGGAGAACAAACUUCAGUGGUCCGACAACCAGAACUUUCAGCUGCACCAAGCCCUGCAGAGCUCUGAGACUGAACGUGCCCAGCUCUAUUCCAGAAUUAACAAUCUGCAAGAAGACUACAAGGUCACAAUUGAGUGUCUCAGUGUAGUGGAAGGCAAGCUGCGAAGUGAAGAAAGAGAUAAGCUACAGCUGGAGGCAACAAUUAAACAUUUGCACACUAGCAGGUCUGGACUCAGCUCAGCCAGAACCAAACAGUCCAAAGACCAUGAAGGGGAGAUAGAAAGCAGCCUGGAGGACCAGCUGCAAAAGAGGACAUCCCAGCUUGCAGCUAAGGAAAAAGAGUGCAGAGAUCUCCGUUGUGAGCUAGAGGUUCUGAGUGACGAGUACCGCCGCUGCCUUGCCAAGUUACAGCAGUGCCGAGAUGAGAUCAAUCACCCUCAGAGCAAAAAGACCCAAAGAUGGCAGGAUCACUGGAUUCCUCUCCUACUGGUAGUGAUGGCCACAGCUGUAGUAUCCUACUUAUUAAAUUUUGUACCCUGAGUACACUCUACCUUUAGUUUUGCUUAUGUUACUGUUUUUGUAUUUGGGCAUUCUGAGUUGUCUACAGAGAGUGACUAUUUUUGUAUCAAACAUCUUUUUAAUAUCUUACAGAAUUUUGAACUUUGCUGUCUCCUAAAGGCGUUUGUUGGACUGUUUGGCUUUGUAUGUUGCUUCAUUUGGCUGUUGUAUUAUUAAAA